This is a messenger RNA of Lepisosteus oculatus (spotted gar), 4781 nucleotides long. RefSeq names its product NFKB repressing factor (gene nkrf). Gene Ontology annotation, cellular component: nucleus. Lineage: Eukaryota; Metazoa; Chordata; Actinopteri; Semionotiformes; Lepisosteidae. Gene Ontology annotation, molecular function: nucleic acid binding. The record is from RefSeq and is a predicted model, not a curated record.
GUCUCAAACCCUUUACUGCGCUGCAGAGCUAAAGCAGUGUGAACACGGGGGAUUAUUUAGUAUCUCACUGCAAUGCACAUCGACAGUGAUGCAGGUCCGGCACGACUCGAUCACAUUGAAUUGCAGGGAAAUAGAAGCAGAUAUCCGAGCAGCGUAUACUGACUGUGCCACACGUUUCCCCGCUGCUUAAUUUAGUUUAUUGACUGUUGCGAUCUGCACGGCGGACAAACACCUCGCAGUAGUUUCUAGAACGAGCGCUGCAUCCUCGCUGUUGUUCCGCUUGGCGAACGCCAGGGGGCGCGCUUCGCCGGACGCGCUGCAGAGUCGAGGCCGCUCAAAUCGCAGCUUACUUAUCUGUCAAGAUAAUCAUUUUUACGGUUCGUGAAUCAAAUACAUAUAUGAACAUAUUUAUCGGAAAGGGCGCUCUUCGAAUAAUUUGGGUAAAAAGUAAUUUAGUUUCUUUUCGCGGCGACGUUCCCACGAUGCCUUGCGCGGCGGAGUGGCCAUGCUGCUUCCAGAGCGAGUUUAAAUGGCUUCUUCCAAAGCGGCCGUGAGGAAAGCUUCUCGUAAGCGGAAAGCCAGCCCUUUGAAUUUGGAAGAGUACAGGCAGGGUAACGAGAGCGACAAGCACUGGGUCGUCCGGCGGCAGUUUGUUUCAAAGCAUGUCGAGGAGUACCGGGCGCGGAACAGCGUCGACCAGCUGCUGGCGCUGUCGAUGGUGUGGGCAAACCACGUCUUCAUGGGCUGCAGGUAUGGCCCCGAGCUGAUGCAGAAGGUCCAGAGCAUGGCCGAGGGCAUCGACAUAGGGGAGGUGCCCUCCUUUGAGCUGGUCCCUGGUGCUGAAAAGAAGAAGAGGCCGAGCUCAUCAGAUGACAAAGAGGCGCCGGUGAAGAAGCUGCCCGUGUCCAAGUUUGGCCCCAGACCCCGCUUUGAGCCCGUGCACUUUGUCAGCAGCAGCGGUACGGAGGAGAAGCAGAGCAGGAAGGGGGAGCGGGACAGUCCUGGACAGACGGACUUCGAGCACUCGCCAGAAUCGAACAGCAGCCGCCCAGCCCACGGCAGGCAGGGCCCCUCUUUCCAGAAUGCCAAGCCCUAUGUUUUCGACGCGUGGGCUGAUGGGGAUGACAAGGACGUGGGGUCGAACGCCUGCGGCCUGGGUUUCGGGAGCCGAAGCGGCUCCGCGGGCUUCAUGCUGAAAACGCAGCAGGACUACUGUGCCAAGCUCGAGGCGCAUCGCUCCAGGCGGCCGGAGGCUUCCCGGGGCUCCGUGUCCGAGUCGGCGGAGGCCGGCGGUCCGGCGGGCAGCCGGGACUCUCGCAGGGGCCUGGGGUUCGGGAAUCAGGACAGCGCGGCGGCGGCCAGGGCGGCCGACUCCCCGGGCGACGGCAGCCUUGCUCACCAGAGCGGCGACCUGGCGUCUGCCCUCGAGAAGACGCAGAAGCUGGUCGCCAGAGUGGCGUCGGCGAUGGCCGCCACUUACAAGGACCCCACGUCGAUGAGCGGCCCAGACACGCCGAACUAUAACUUCAUACUGAGCCGCAGCAUCCAGGCUUGCAAAACCAACCCGGAGUACAUCUACGUGAACCUCAAGGAGAUUGCACCGGGCGACCUGCCGAAAAACAGGAAGGUGCCCUCCGAUGGGUACGCUUGUGAACUGAGGUGCAAACGCGUUUAUUUAGCCACUGGGUACUCUGGGAGCAAGAACGGAGCCAGGGACCGGGCCUCCGAGCAGGCGGUCAAACUCUUCCUGAGGCCUGUGGAGGUGAGGGUCAUCCAGCGCAAGUUCAGGCGCACUUACGUCAGCGACCUCGUGGUCUGCCAGCGGCACUUGCCGACUCCCCACUUUCCACCGGCGCUGUGCAACCCGGAGGACACGCCUCCGCCGAGUUCGAGGGGCCAGUACGAGCCGGACCCGCGGAAGCACUGGACCGAGUUCGUGAUCGUGGAGAACGCGCACGACGCCAUCUGCAUCCUCAACAACUCGGCCGCCUUCAACCGGAUGAAGAUCGACUACAAGUUCGAGGUGAUCCCCAACACGAGCUCCUGGCAGUGCAGCGUCUACCUGCAGGACGAGCUCGUGGCGCAGGCGGCCGGCAACAAGAAGACCUCGAAGCACGCGGCGGCGGAGGAGGCCCUGCGCAAGCUGCGGCUCAACCAGGCCAGCCGCCAGCAGCAGCAGCAGUUCCCCCAGGGGAACCACGGCUCCGAGUUCCCGGGCGGCCGUUUCGGCCAGCACGGCAGGAGGAAGCACCUGAGUGAGCUGGUCAUUCUGGAGAACUCGGACAACGCCAUCUGCAUCCUCAACGACACGGCGCAGUUCAACAAGGUGAGCGCCGACUACAAGUUCGUGGUGCUGGCGGACCACCGCUGGAAGUGCGAGGUGUACCUGGAGGGCCAGUUCGUGGCGGCGGGGAUCGGGCCCAAGAAGGCCGUGAAGCACAUCGCGGCGGAGGAGGCCCUGGCCAAGCUGAGGCAGACGCAGGCCGUGGUGAAGUCGAACCUCAGGAAGGAGGGCAACGAGGACGCCAUCUCCCGCAAGCAGAUCCUGCGCCUGUCCGGGGAGGAGGCGCAGAAGCAGGAGAUCAAGGAGGACAACAUCGGGAACCAGCUGCUGCGCAAGAUGGGCUGGAAGGGGGGCGGGCUGGGCCGGGAGGGCGAGGGCAUCACGGAGCCCAUCAAGGUGAAGGAGCAGUUCACGAGGGAGGGCCUCGGGCUGGACGUGGACAGGGGCGGGAACCAGCUGAACAAGAGGGACAUCGAGGAGAUCAUCCGCAACUACGCCAGCUCGGACAGGCAGGACGACCUGCGGUUCUCUUCGGAGCUGAACAACGAGGAGCGCAAGCAGAUCCACCAGAUGGCCCAGAAGUAUGGGCUGCGCAGCAAGUCCUACGGCCAGGCCAUGCAGCGCUUCCUCGUUGUCAGCAGGAAGGUGCAGAAGGAACAGCUGAUCGGGCAGCUUUUCCAGGAAGGGCAGGUUGGCCGCUACGAGCUGGUGAAGCCCCAGGCUUCUCACUGACUGGACUGGUUCGUACCUGGCACAUGGCGAGGGCUGCUGGUACCUUAUUUUAACAGAAUGUGCACUUCAUACGUGGCAGGGGGGGAACAAAGAGCUUUUAUCAUUUUUCUAAGGACGCAGUUAUAAAAAGACUCUCUUGGCAGACUUCAUUAUCGUUUCUAUUCCAUGGUCCGUGAAGUGUACUCUCACUUUGGCACAACCCUUUCGAAGUCAGUAUUUAGGUUUUCUUUUCUCCUUUUUUUUUGUAUAGGAAGACCACUUUUCACUAUAACCUUUCAAAAGCGAAACCCGUCAUUCCUCAGAUCCGUGUUGGAAAUCUGCUGUACCUUUGACAUGAGUGUAUGUGUUUGUUUUGGGACUGAACUGCAGGUUGCACCAUGUACUGUAAUACCAACACUCUACCUUGAUCAUCAUGAGAACUUGAAAACCUAGAACAUCUUUCGUGUUUCAUUGUUGAAAUGUAUGAAUUUAAAACUGGAUUAUAACAGUAUACAUUGAACUGAACACUUCUAACCAUGCUGUAACCUUUACAGACAUCUUUCAAUAAAAUAGAAGGUUGUGGCAGAAAAAAUAUAAGUUCUAACAGAAUGCCUUUCUGAUAAAACUUGCAUUUCAGCAUCUAGUAAGGUGAACUGAAUGGUUUUCUUAGUUGUAGCCAUACUUGGAGCCUGCUUCCAGAGCAUUGUUCUGGAACUGCUGUCCUGAAUCUUAAGUCUCUUCUGGGUUUCAGUCCAUUUGAGCUCAGGCCUUCAUUGGAUCAAUGAGUUGCUUAGUUAGGAGGGGUUAACGUACGUUGCAUGUUUUUACUUGACUAAUUUAAGCUGCCUCUGCGCCGACCACUCUCCUAGAUUCUUGUGAACAGUCAAAGCAGAUGUGACCCCGUGGCAGUGAGAACGGUAGAUGCAAAGGGCUUUAUCUUUAAACGCAGGAGAGUUUCAGAGCUGUCUUAGCCCUGGAGAUCUUCUAGAGGACGAAAGCCCCUGCCUGGAUAGACACAACGAUACCUUUGUGGUUAAGACCAGCUCAGUGAGCGAUAGACGAACCCCACCUCGGGUAGUCCAAAAAUUGAAGAGCCUCUGGCGUCCUGGACUGGAAACGCUGUGUUAGAGAGAAGUCAGUGCAUGGAAAAGGAUGGUGGAAGGAAUGCAAACAAAGAAAGGAAAGCUCAGAGUGAUUUGGGUGGUGCAGCACAGUUUUUGUUACAAGAAAUAACAUGUAGUUGCAGCAUCAUAUAUUCCAUGUGUUAAUGAGUUUUCACUAUCUUCUUGAACAGUGUCAUCGGUGUAGGAUCAUUUAAAAAGCACAGCUGUCUUUGUAAGCAAAGGGUCUUGGACUAUAGUGACCACUGAAAUUCAAAUGUUUUUUUUUUCAUAUGAAUACCAAUGACACAUCUGGUUUCCAUUCCUCUAGUUAAGGGUUUCAUUUAAUUUUCAUUUUUCAAGGGUCUUCCCGUCUCCAUUUACAGUUUUUAAUAACCCUGAAUUCAGGAAGGGGGAAAAUAAGUAAUCAUCUAGAACAACAGUGCUCUCUCUGUAAAUUGUAAUAAUUUAAGGACAGUAUAUCCAAGUGUAAACAGUCUUGGUGCUUGUGUGUUGUAACAAUUAUACCUCUUAUUUGGAUGCAGGUCUUUCAUGGCUUAACGAAAGAUUUUGUUUAAGAAAAUGGUUAAUUCUUGGUUGAUGUAUGUAAAGCACAAAUACAGUAUUUUUGUCAAUAAGUUCUGCACUACAAUGUGUUUUCGAACUGUGAAUAUCUUACAAAAUGG